AUGGGCUGCCCGCGGCGCCUGUUCGCGGCCGCGGCCCUGUGGCUGGUGACGUCGUCCCAGCGCGCGCGGCCGCGCCGCGACCUCGGCGCGUCGAGCGCCGCGACGUCCGGUCAGCGCUACAAACCGCAGCGCGUGGCGACCUACGCCGGGCCGCGCCUCGGCGACACGGUGAACCGGAGCGCGUCGCCGCUGCCGCGGCCCUGGUCGGCCUGCGAGCGCUGCGGCGUCGUGACGACGAUCAAUCCGCCGAGCGAGGCGAUCCUGCGCGUGGGCAACGCGUCGGGCUGGUGCCUCGUCGUCGUCGGCGACCGGAAGACCGCCGACGGCCCUUACGAGGCGCUCGCGGCCGCGGCGCCGGCGACCGUCGCGUACCUGAGCGCCGCGGCGCAGGAGACCCUGCCCUACGGCCUCGCGAGCGCGACGCCCUGGGACCACUUCGCGCGCAAGAACCUGGGCUACCUCUACGCCAUCCACGCGGGCGCGGCGACGAUCUUUGACUUCGACGACGACAACGUGCUCCUCGGCGCGCCGCCGGCCUCGGCCGGUGCGGCGGCGCGGGCGUCGGACCCGCGCCUCGCGGCGCCCGACGCGCCCGACGCCGGGAGCGCCUUCUUCAACGCCUACGCGGCGUCGUUCGGCGCGGAGAAGGCGUGGCCCCGGGGAUUACCGUUGGACGCGAUCAACGGCCCCGCGGCCGCGGCCGCGGCCGACGACCCGCGCGCGGCCGACGACGUCGUCGUCGCCCAGCUCCUCGCGAACCACGACCCGGACGCGACCUUGUUCGACCGGGCCGCCUUCUGGGCGCUGCUCCUGCCCGCGUCCGUCCACGGCCGCGUCGCCGACAUCUGGCGCGGCUUCGUCGCGCAGCGCGUGCUCCGGGCCGCGGGGCUCCGGCUCGCGUUCCUGCCGCCGGGCGUGACCCAGCUCCGCAACGACCACGACGCCCUCGCCGACUACAUGAGCGAGCGGCCCUUGUACGAGAAGGCCGACGCCGUCGUCCGCGUGCUCGACGGCGUCGCGCCGCACCGGCCGGGCGGCUCCGUCGCGCGCGCGGUCGAGGACGCCUACGUCGCCCUCUACGAGCACGGCCUCGUCGCCCUCGACGACGUCGCCUACGCCCAGCUCUGGCUCGCGGACCUCUACGCCGUCGGCCUCGCGCUCCCGAAGCUCCGGCGCCACAAGGCACGGCACCGGCCGGUAAUGAUGGUCAAAAAUGGUGGACGGUGA
Aureococcus anophagefferens is the source of this 1227-nucleotide messenger RNA. RefSeq lists its product as hypothetical. The record is from RefSeq and is a predicted model, not a curated record. Lineage: Eukaryota; Pelagophyceae; Pelagomonadales; Pelagomonadaceae. The transcript has 3 exons. The coding region runs from base 1 to 1227 and encodes 408 amino acids.